Lates calcarifer (barramundi perch) is the source of this 2456-nucleotide messenger RNA. RefSeq names its product tetraspanin-8. The transcript has 9 exons. Gene Ontology annotation, cellular component: membrane. Lineage: Eukaryota; Metazoa; Chordata; Actinopteri; Centropomidae. The record is from RefSeq and is a predicted model, not a curated record. The coding region runs from base 160 to 888 and encodes 242 amino acids.
UGUGAGAUGUAGCUCUGCAUUCAUCCUCGGCACAUUCACCACCCCGCACGCACUUUGUACCAGCACAUACUGCUGCACAUCAUCACACACACAUUGUUUUUCAUACACACACUGCUUCACUUCUUCGUCUCCUGAGAUCAAAUCACCAAAAAACCGAAGAUGAAAAUUAACGGAUGCCUCAAAUGCCUCUUUGUCUUCUUCAAUGUCCUGUUUGCAAUCAUUGGAUGUUUGCUGAUCUAUGGGACAGUGAAGGCCACCAUCGUCAGCUCUCAGCUGUCUGCGUUUGGAGGCCCUAGCCUGGGUUGGGGAUGGGUGUUUGCCAUCGGCGUCCUUGGCAUCUCCUGCCUGGGAAUCUAUGCAGCCUGUUCUGAGAAAGUCCUAGCCCUGAAAAUAUUUGCGGGCUUCAUGGGGGUUGGGAUGGUCAUCAUGCUGAUCUUUGGCAUCGUUGUCGUUGUUGCAAGGAACAAGAUCAGAGAUAACUACAAUUCUGUCGCAGAAGAAGUGGCAAAACAAAUACAGAAUGAUGAUGGACUGAGACAGACUCUUGAGGCCAUACAGUUAACUUUGCAAUGCUGUGGAGUGGUCCGUGCUGAGGACUGGGGUAGUGAUAUCCCCCAAUCCUGUGAGUGCAACACAAAUGGACCCCUUGGAAAAGCUACAUGUAAAGCCAAACCUCAGGGAACCACAGGCCCAAGCCAAAUUUAUGAUCAGCCCUGUGGUACUGUAAUAUAUUCCUGGAUAGACAUCGCCUUCCAGGUUUUCAUGGGCAUCUGUUUUGGAUUUGCUGUUACUGCACUGAUGGGUCUGUUGGUCUCCCUCCUGAUGAUCCAUCAGAUCAAACGUUACGACAAUGUAGGAGGGGCGUCCAUUGCCAUGAAGGGCUACUGAGGGGAACCAUCAUUCAGCCCUUACCUCUGAACUAUAAUUGGAGGACACAGUUGUUAAUACAUGCCUUAUUCUUUACUUUUUUUUAAUUUUUUUUUUUUUUACAACAUUUCUGCCUUGUAAGAGAACGACAGGGAGAGCAGGAGACAGAGUGACAAUGUGGUGUGCUGCAGGAAGAUUUCAUUUUGGAGAAAAAGUGCUGUCUCCAAGCACUUUUUCUUCCAGCUUUCUAUUGUAGAAAAUAUUGCUUGAAUAGCAAACAUUUAUUUUUUGGAGAAUUAUAUAUCUCUUUUGUGUUAUUUGAUGGUAUACAGUAUUGUAAUCUUAUGUAACAGAGACAUAUUAUAUGAAAGAAGCAGUUUCUAAAGCUUAACCCUUCUCCAUGACUAAAGCUGUGUUAGCCCGAGGAGGUCGUAACAUCAGAGUUACCACUGAUUUUAAAAACAACAAUUAAAUAGUUUGGAAAGUUUUACAUCUUUGUUAAACUGGUGUUGCUGGAAGCUCAUUGAUGUAGUGACUAGUUGUUGGGCUAGUUGAACUAGUGCAGCUGGAGAGCUAAUUCCUAACACACUUAGCUGCCAGGAACAUGCUAGUGCUAGACUGUUACCAUGGUGCUUCCAACUAAACAUCAUGCUAACUGUCAUUUAGCUUUAAAGUUACACAGUCCAGUUAUUUACUUAGUUAAAGGUCAGUUAGCAAGCAAGUUAACAAAUUCAUGUAGUUUAUUCAAAAGACUACCACAACCAAAAGUGGAUGGUGCAACACAGCUAACAGACUAAUUGGAUAGCUCCCUCUAUUUUGAACUCAUUCUCUCCAAAGGGCAGCGCUGUGAAGAUAGUUUGCUAUUGGUUAACAGCACAAUUUUGUGUGUCAAAGGGGAGAUUUAUUGAAAAUAUAUUUGUGGAUUUGAUUUGUCCCUGCAAGCAAAUCCAUUGAUUGCAAACAUUUUGUUGCAAUUUAUUUAUUUUGCUGCAGGAUUUUGCUGUUUUUAAUGCUAGUGAAGUUAUCAAAAUCAGUUUUAUGUGUCCAAUACAGAAAUAGUUUCAGGAUUCAUUUAGUUUAAUUUGGUGCAAAGACUCAAGUUGGGGGGGGUGGGGGGUGUCUGCUAGCCUAGCUGUAAAACCAUCUUGUUACUAUUGUUACAAAUGUUACUAUUGUUUGAUCUGAUCAGAAUCUGCACUGAUAAUAGCUUUUACAUUAUUGCUCUUAACAUAUCUGGCAAUGCCUAGAGACAGUUUUAAGAUGAGGAUUCUCCGAUGGAUGUCCGAUGUUGUAUUUUUUAAAUUUUUUUAAUAAAGACCACGAUCGUUUUAUUGUAAUUAUAAAGACUGAUUCUUUUUACUGCUGGAUUGUGGUCAGUAAUCUGAAGGAAUUGUCAACAUGAAGUUACCAACAAACAUUUAGGAACCUCCUUGGGUUAAAAUGAUCAGGUCAGAGAGGAACUCUGUCACCUGUUUGCAUGUUUGUAAAAAAUUCUAUGACAGUGAACUUGCAUAUUUUCCAGACUAUGUGUGUUUCUGUAAAUCACUUAAGUAAAAAUAAAUCACUCCAGUGGACUUAUAUCAUCAUGA